CGACACGCCCGCACCCUUCUGCGCUCCUGGUACUAAACAUCGUAAACACGCGAAUUUCAAGCCGAAACAAAACACGCGAAAAGUGUCAAAUGCGUCGUUAAAUGUUAAAAUGGUCGCGAUCCUGGCGAAUCCUAAAUGGAGCGAGGAUCUCACCAUUCAAAUGAUAAUUGAGUACGAACAACGAGAGUACCUCUGGAACCCGGUCGCGGAACAUUAUAAAAACAAAAAGAUUCGCGAACAGGGUUACCUGGAAAUUAUUAAAGCGCUCAACUUGGUCGACGUGACUGUGAAGGAGUUGAAAAAUAAAAUAAAGAAUAUUCGUUCGUCGUACAGCGUGGAGCUGAAGAAGAUUCGCGCGGCGCGCAAGGCCGGCGCGCAUGCGUACCGGCCCAGUGUCACGUGGUUCGAGCACGCCGACAGGUUCCUGCGGGCGAUCGUAACUCCCAUCUCCAUGGAUAACACAUUAGUGGAGAUACCGGCGAGCGACGAUAGCGACGUGGUUCAAGAUUUGAGCGAGCGAAAAUCGCCGGAGAAGAAAAGCCCGCGAAAACGUCGCAGUUCAACAAGAUCGUCGACGCCUUACGUGUUGAAUACACCCUCACCCCGACCGAAUACACCAUUCAAUCUCAACCAAUCAUCACCAUUUGGUAUCCUACCUACAUCUACAACUACCUUCCUAAAUCCUCCAGUGGGUAUAGCAACACCGCUCACUACCUCACUAGCUACGAUCUACCCACUAACAAAACAGAAGAAGCGUAGUUCAGAAGACGGACCAGAAGAUUUAAGUCAAAAUUCAGAUGUUAAUGAAAAUGAAUUUGAAAUGUUUGGUAAAUUGAUAGCGAGUCAAUUAAGAAAGUUGCCUCUUAGCUUGGCUCUGGAUACACAACUGAAGAUUCAGACAUUGGUGAAUGCUGCUAGAAUACAAGCUGUGUACCAACAGUACAGCUACGCGGGACCAUCUCAGGAAGCACUUUCAGUACAAGCUUUGUCAAAUGGAAUACUGGCGAGUAUGGCCUCUCAGAGUACGUUCGCUUCCCGCGCUGUGAUGGACAUGCGCAAUGACUCCCCAGAUGAGAUGAACAUAAAAGCUGAAUAUUUGGGAUCGGAACCCGAGGACUAAAGACAUUUUUAUGCCAAAUGCCGUCUACCUCCUACAUUUAAAACUUGAGAAUUUUGCUAGUGGAAAUGACACAUAAAUUGCUCAUAGAAAAUAGUUGUCGGGAGUUGGAAGAAUACUUCUGCUAGUAGCGAUGGAAAAUGAGUCUUAGUCUAUUGAUAUAUACAUAUAAAAUAUGUUUUAGAUAUCUGCCAAUUGCCACAACAAACCAAACAGUACAAAUGACAUGAAAAUAAUAUAGAUGGUUUAUGCCAGUUGAUAUGUGCGACUUAAGUUGGCACGUCGCACUUAAGAGUACUCUAUUUCUUGACGUGCCAACUAUUAUGUCUGGUACUAAUCGAGUAGAUGUAAGUUUUUGAAUAAGUUUGAGUUAGACAGAUCUCUUUAUUUUUUGGCUGUGUUUGAUUUUAUAAAGACAUGAUUAUUAUAUUUAAAUGGAU
Papilio xuthus (Asian swallowtail) is the source of this 1557-nucleotide messenger RNA. RefSeq lists its product as uncharacterized. NCBI's taxonomy places the organism in Eukaryota, Metazoa, Arthropoda, Insecta, Lepidoptera, Papilionidae. The transcript is spliced from 2 exons. Bases 110 to 1120 code for a protein of 336 amino acids. The record is from RefSeq and is a predicted model, not a curated record.